GGUACCCCACUGCUUCUCGUGGGAUUGGAGUUUCGCCUGGACUCAUCAUUCCUGAUUUUGUGGAUGCCAUAUACACCGAAGUCCUGAUCGCCAGACAUGAGCACCUUAUGAUCCGCUUCGAUCUCGCCCUCUGACCUUGUUACCCAUCUCUUCAUACCCAAGUCGGCGCCCUCUAGUACAGACGGAUCGCGACACCAGCAUAGGUAAACCUCAGGAAACAUACUCUCCAGUGCUCUUCGGAGCUCCAAGCAGAAAACACCACCGGGCUACUCAAGCUCCGACUGCAGCCAGAACGAGGGAAGGCCGCAGGAGACAAAACGAACAGCGCGUCCGAACAGACGCCCUGGGGACUCAGACCACGGAACGUACAGAAGAUGCGGCGGUAGCAGUAGUCAUCCAGCUUGCCAGGUCGCCAAGCGUCGAGGGAACCCGGGCCAUCCACCACACAGCAAUGCGCACGAAUACCUCGUCCCACUACAAGAUACCCAGGUAGAUAUACCUUUAUGCAAACCGCCACCGCAAGAUGGCAGAGGAAGACAUUCGCGAGGUUGAAAUAUCCACCAUAAACGCCAUAUACCCCGAGUUGCAGGUCGACGACCACGACCCUCACACCGUCUCUGUCGAGCUCCCCGUGAGCCUGGCCAAGCCCGUCACCGUACUCUUCCCAGCCACCGCCGACGGCGCACCUCCGGUCGAGCCGGCGCGCUCACAGCAGGCCCCAGUCGAGCCGGCGGUAGACUCGCACGCCUUGUCCAAUUUGCCCUCGCUACAGGUUCGCAUAACCCUACCGGAUGGAUAUCCCCAGAAGAAACCGCCCAAGGUGUCCCUCUCCACUUCGCCUCCGUGGCUGUCGGGCCGCACCUUGCGCAAGCUUGAGGGCGACGUGGAGACCCUGUGGGAAGAGUUUGGCCGCGACCAGGUCAUCUUCACGUACAUCGAUAAUCUACAGCAGUCGAUCGGGGACGUCUUUGGCCUGGUCGACGCCCAGGGGUGCUUGGAAGUCAGCCCCGAGCACAAGCUGGCCAUCCUCGACUACGAUAUCAAAGCCAAGCAAGCCGCUUUCGAGAAGGAAACUUUCGGAUGUGGUAUAUGCCUAGACCCUAAAAAGGGGCGCGUGUGCCAUAGGAUGCUCGACUGUGGUCAUGUCUUCUGCGUCAAGUGUCUACAGGACUUCUAUAACAACGCUAUUGCGGAAGGCGACGUCGCUUCCGUCCAGUGUCUAGAGCCAAAAUGCGCCAAGAGGCGGGAAGACGCCGUAAGAGGUUCUGUCAAGAAGAAAGCGAAGACGCACAUCAGCCCGAGUGAAUUGCUGCAGAUCCCCCUAGAACAAGAUACGGUCAAACGCUAUGUCAUGCUCAAGUACAAGACCGAGCUCGAGUCAGACAAGAACACGGUUUACUGCCCUCGCUCCUGGUGCCAGGGCGCGGCCCGGUCGAAGAAACACAAGAAACCCAAGGAGCUCGAGUUCGUCGAGGCGUCCGACGAGGAGUCCAACACGGAAGACGACGCGGAGGAAAAUAACGACAAAGCGAAGAGCAAUUCCUCGAGCCAGGAUCUGCUUGCCAUCUGCGACGACUGCGGCUUCGCCUUCUGUAUUCGAUGCGGACAGUCGUGGCACGGCGAAUUCAAGUACUGCAUACCGAAGGAACGCAAGGACGAGAUUACGGAAGAGGAGAAAGCAUCACUCGAUUACAUGAGGAUGCACACGACGCCGUGCCCGACGUGCGCUGCUCCGUGUCAGAAGACGCACGGCUGCAACCAUAUGAGGUGUUUCAGAUGCCAGACGCACUUCUGCUACCUCUGCUCCGCCUGGCUCGACCCCUCAAACCCGUAUCGGCACUUCAACGUUCAACCUUCGGGUGAGGUUAACGGCUGUUUCAUGAGGCUCUGGGAGCUGGAGGGAGGAGACGGUAUCGAUGUCGGGAACGGAUUCGAAGGAGGGGGGGGCGUUUUGGGCGCUAAUGCCGCUCAACAGCGUCUUGGACCAGCUGGCGACCUUGUAGAAGACUCGGGGGACGAGUCUGACGAGGCUGACCCGGAAGUGGUGCCGGCAGACGCACGUCAUCAACGACCGCAGGUAAGACCUCGUCAACCCCGACCCCCAAGAAUACAGCCUGGCGAGAGAGUCGCCGUCGAGCGCGAAGGGCCUCUCGUGCUCCGGAUCGAGGGCAACGCACCGCCGGCCCAAGCGAGAGCGGUAAACCCUCCAGCGCCACCAGCUGCUCGUCCAGCCGGCGGCGUCCCAGGUCCCCGUAGAGAGGCCGCUCACGCUGUCAACGCGGGUCAGCGAAGGGGUCGAGGAAAUAGGGGAGGCAGAGGUCAAGGAGUAAACCGGCAAAACAACCGGAAUCGACCGCAGGGGGAACAGCAACCGCAGCAGAACCAGCCGUUGAACAACAACGGUCGCAACGUCCAGGACAGGAUGGGGGGUGGCGAGGCACUCGGAGGCGACGGUCAACUAGAUGCGAGGCAGGAAGCGUGGAUCCGCCAAUUCGUGCAAUUAGCACUCAACGAUCAGGAGGAUCUCGUCGAGUGGGAUAGUGAGGACGAUUAGGUCGCGAGUACGUUCACGCACACUCUUUCUCCGUCUGCC
Durotheca rogersii is the source of this 2593-nucleotide messenger RNA. Its product is annotated as RWD domain-containing protein. The record is from RefSeq and is a predicted model, not a curated record. Gene Ontology annotation, biological process: ubiquitin-dependent protein catabolic process; positive regulation of proteasomal ubiquitin-dependent protein catabolic process; protein polyubiquitination. Gene Ontology annotation, cellular component: ubiquitin ligase complex; cytoplasm. Gene Ontology annotation, molecular function: zinc ion binding; ubiquitin conjugating enzyme binding; ubiquitin protein ligase activity. Lineage: Eukaryota; Fungi; Ascomycota; Sordariomycetes; Xylariales; Xylariaceae. Bases 524 to 2554 code for a protein of 676 amino acids. The transcript is spliced from 4 exons.